Penicillium cosmopolitanum is the source of this 1497-nucleotide messenger RNA. RefSeq names its product aspartate kinase. The transcript is spliced from 5 exons. The coding region runs from base 1 to 1497 and encodes 498 amino acids. Lineage: Eukaryota; Fungi; Ascomycota; Eurotiomycetes; Eurotiales; Aspergillaceae. The record is from RefSeq and is a predicted model, not a curated record. Gene Ontology annotation, molecular function: aspartate kinase activity.
AUGGCUUCCUUUCAAGCAGAUCAGCCGGCUCCCGCCGCCUUGCAUAGCAAUUGGGUCGUUCAAAAGUUUGGCGGUACCAGUGUUGGCAAGUUCGCUUUGAAUAUUAUCCAGCAGGUUGUCGAACCCAGUCUCAUCGACAACCGUGUUGCUGUCGUCUGCUCAGCCCGAAGCAGCUCUACCAAAGCCGAAGGCACCACAAACCGGUUACUGCGGGCAGCCCGGGAUGCGGAGAACUCCCACUCACGGCAAUAUGAAGUACUAGUCGAAGCCGUCCGCCUAGAACACACCGCAGUGGCCCAAGAACAGUUGAAAUCAGUGGAUCUAAAAGAGCAAGUGGUAUCCGAUAUCAACGGCGAAUGCGAACGAGUCCUCAAAGUCCUCGAAGCCGCCCAAACCCUCGGCGAAAUCAGCGCACGAUGCGUGGACAAAGUCAUCAGCACAGGCGAGAAACUAAGCUGCCGCCUAAUGGCCGCAUUCUUGCAAGAUCGCGGCGUCGAUUCACAAUACGUCGAUCUAUCCGACAUAAUCGACUUCCCCAUCGGCGCCCACGUCGCCGAGUGCGGUCACCGAGUCCCCGUCAUCACUGGUUACUUCGGUACUAUCCCGGGCGGACUUUUGGACCAGGUUGGACGGGGUUAUACGGAUUUAUGCGCUGCGCUUGUGGCUGUUGGAACGCAUGCCAAGGAACUUCAGGUUUGGAAGGAGGUUGAUGGUAUUUUCACGGCUGAUCCGAGGAAAGUGCCCACGGCCCGACUUUUGCCUGCGAUCACACCUUCCGAAGCGGCUGAGUUGACUUUCUACGGAUCAGAAGUCAUUCACCCAUUUACCAUGGAGCAGGUGAUUCGUGCCCGGAUCCCGAUUCGCAUUAAGAACGUCAUGAACCCGCGAAACAAGGGGACGAUUAUUUUCCCCGAUUCCCCGGCCGAACUGGUGCGUACACCUGGCCAUGACCCGCGAUUGUUCCGCACGCGCAGUCCGAGUCUGGCGCAGAAGCCGAAGCGGCCUACUGCCGUCACGAUCAAGCAUAAGAUCUUGGUUAUCAAUGUUCACUCGAAUAAGCGAUCGCUAUCGCAUGGCUUUUUUGCUGGGAUAUUUUCCGUAUUGGAUAAGUGGCGUCUGUCAAUUGAUUUGAUUUCGACGAGUGAGGUCCACGUGUCGAUGGCAUUGCACUCCGAGGCACCUCUGCUGAAUGGUAAUGGAAGGGAUGAAUACCAGGUUAUUGAUGAUGAUCUGAAGGGGGCCUUGAAUGAUCUGGGCAAAUAUGGAACGGUCGAUAUUAUUCCUGAAAUGGCCAUUCUGAGUUUAGUCGGCAAGCAGAUGAAGAAUAUGAUCGGUGUGGCGGGGCGGAUGUUCACUACUCUGGGCGAGAACAACGUGAACAUUGAGAUGAUUUCGCAAGGUGCGAGUGAAAUCAACAUCUCCUGCGUCAUCGAAGAGCGCGACGCCGACCGCGCUCUCAAUAUCAUCCAUACCAGCAUGUUCACCUUCUUGGACUAG